Molecule: messenger RNA, 786 nt
Organism: Saccostrea echinata
Lineage: Eukaryota; Metazoa; Mollusca; Bivalvia; Ostreida; Ostreidae
Exons: 2
Coding region: 1-786 (261 amino acids)
Source: RefSeq, a predicted model, not a curated record
AUGACAAUAGUGAAGAAAAAUGACAUCAGUGAUGGUGAAGUAUGGCGAUGUAAACUUUGCUACUCAAGGAAAUCCAUCAGGAGUGGUACAAUAUUCUCUAGAAGCCGAUUGCGACCGACCGUGUUAAUGCAGAUAGUGUAUUUUUUUGCCGUGGAUUUUCAAAUAUAUGAAAGCGCGAAGCUGUUGCCAGAGGUAGACCACAAAACAUACGUUGACUGGUACUCAUUUUUUCGGGAUGUAUGCUCCAGUGCCUUGCUGAGAAAUCCAAUAAAACUAGGAUCGGAUAUCAACUCCAACAUAAUUGAGAUUGAUGAAAGUCUUUUCGGAAAGAAGAGAAAGUAUCACCGAGGGACAGGGAAUCAAAAAUAUUGGGUAUUUGGAAUGGUGGAAAGAAACACAAGAAAUUCGGUGCUGCAAUUGGAACGAAAGGACAGAAAUACAAUAAUUCCUAUCAUAGAGAAAUAUGUAGAAAUUGGAUCCACCAUUUAUUCUGAUAUGUGGGCAGCAUACAACGGUCUAGAAAACGAUGGGUUUGCACACAAAGCUGUAAAUCAUUCGGUGGAAUUCAGAAGUGAUGACGGUUGCUGCAUGAACACCAUUGAGGGUUUGUGGGGGGGACUGGUGGAGUUGAGGGUCAAGAAAAUGAAGGGUGUAAUACCGUCUCGUUUAAUGUAUGUGUUAAACGAAUUCAUGUACCGGUAUCGGUUUGGGCAUGAAAACGGUGACAUAUUUAGUCGUUUUUUGAUAGACUUAUCGGAGUUCCACCCCGUUGACAUUAUCGAGUAA